Pyrgilauda ruficollis (rufous-necked snowfinch) is the source of this 6494-nucleotide messenger RNA. RefSeq names its product F-box protein 34 (gene FBXO34). The transcript is spliced from 3 exons. NCBI's taxonomy places the organism in Eukaryota, Metazoa, Chordata, Aves, Passeriformes, Passeridae. Gene Ontology annotation, molecular function: protein binding. The record is from RefSeq and is a predicted model, not a curated record. Bases 1441 to 3654 code for a protein of 737 amino acids.
AUGAAAAUGGUGUUUAACUACAAAGCUUCAAUUUCUGCUGUUGCUGAUCGUGGCAGCCUAAUUCCUGGUCUGCCUGAAUCCCUGGAGCAGAGGACAUGCUCUCCUCCUCCUGCUCUGCCACUGCCCUGCCUCCGUCUCCUCCACCCCACACGUUUCUUAGCCUUGUGUAGAGCUCAGCAGAGAUUUCUUCAUGAAGACUGGAAUGUGUUUAUAUAAUAUUUUAUAUAUUAUUUUAGGCUCCUGCUACUCAAAUAUAGGCAAACGCUUAACCUCUUAUUCGCCAUCGUUAGAUGAACUGUGGAAUUGCUGUAGGAGACAUCAAGUCAGGUGGAUCUAAACCAGCUUCUGUUUUUCCUGCCUGGAAGGUUCAUCCUUCAUCAUUUCCCUGGCAAGUGUGGCUACCAAGAGCAGGUUUUCCAGGCCAGGAGUGUUUAGUGGGAGCGUUGUUUGUGACCCACACUGGUGAAGCAGUGCUGGGCUGGGCACAGUGUGGGCUCUUCUGUGUGGGAGGCAUUGGGAAGGGGGUGAUGUGAGCGGGCUCAGUCUCUGCAAAAGCAGGGGUAGGACAGCAGUAGGAACACUGGGCAGAGCUGCUGAAAAGGAGAGAACAACCUGCUGCACUAAAUCACAGCUCCCCUGGGGACACAGCUCCAUAGUUAGCAUCCUCAAACGGCAUUCCUUUAUUACGGCAUCAUUGUGCACAGCCCUCUAGAGAGGAAGCAAACGGUCUCUAAAACAAUCUGCUGGCAGCUCAGGCUGGAGUGUUUGAGGUUUUCCAGGGCUCUUUUGCUGUGUCACUCUUCCCUUUAAUGUUCCAGCUUGAAGGUUGUUGUUCUUUCUCUAUCAAAGUGCGUUAAAGUGCCGGUAAGGGUGUCUGCUCCAAGGACAAGGUGGAGAAGGCAGCAGCCCAGAGAGAACAAGAGAUACUGCAGAACAGCUUUGUUCUGGUGUAAUCUGUCUUAUCUGCAUGUGAUGCAAAGACAGGGCAGUUUUCACAAGGCUUGGAGGCUGCGUGGUGACAUGUUUUCUGUCCUUUUAUAAAAUCCACCACGUUAUUUUGAUUAGAGCGCUAACGUAACUCCUGGCAGCCUCAAAUCUCACUGCUAGCAGCUACUUCCCUCCAAAAGGCUGAUGUGGUGCUAACAAGCAGAGAGAUCUUGUGCGUCCUGUUUACAUGGAGCUGGGAAGACAGCGUGUUCCGUGGGAGGUGCCAAGGUAGAGCUGCAGUGGAUAUAAGGUGAAAAAACUCUGUGUGUGUAGACAGGCUGUGGUGGGGCGUGUUCAUUUGUGUUUGGUGGUGUUCAGGAACUCCAGUUUUUAGGUGGCAGAGACACGGUGAAGCUGAGUGUGGGGCAGGCAGAGCUGAUGGGGGAGCCUGGGGUGUAGCCCAGGAUGGACUGGCUGUGACGACGACGUGCCUUAGCCGGAGAGGUCGUUACCAUGAAGAGUUCCUGCAGAGCUGGCCUCCACAGGGAACCGCUCAAUUCCACAUCCUCCACCUUCCAUCAAGUCAAACGGGUUUCUGGUAUGCACUUAAAGCCAUAUCUCAAGUUACAGAAGAAAGAGCGAUCCCCAGAAAUAAGCCAGGAUUCCCUGCGAGGCCACCAGGGACCAGCACAAGGAGAAAAAUACACCAACUGCACCAAACUGAGCGUUUUCCCAAAACCCUCUCUCGUGACUCCAUCUCAAAAGCUUCUGGGGAUUAUUUAUCCAAAUACUAUGUGCAAUAUGAACGGGAAAGGCCCGGCGGACGGUCCGAGUGCAAGGGAGAAGAAGAACGCCCUGUCUGCCACGAUCCACCAGGGAGAAGAAGGGGAAGGGCCGCUGGAUGUCUGGGCUGUGGUGAAACCUGGCAACACCAAGGAGAAAAUCGCCUUCUUCGCAGCCCAGCAGUGCAGCAGCAGCACCCGCACGGGCUCCAUGAAAAUCAAGAGCACGUGGGACAUCGACGGGAGAACGGCCAAACGCAGGAAAAAAUCGGUGGAUCUUAAAAAAGCCAAAAUCCAACUGGAAAGAAUGAGGGAGGCCAACUCCAGGUGCUCCCAGCCGGAGCCUUUCGCCUGCGGCAUCGAGCACUGCUCGGUGCACUUCGGGAGCGACGGCGGGGACGGCGCCUUCCCGGGCCGCUCGCUGUCGGUCAUCGAGAUGGUGGCUUUCCUGGAGCAGCGGGCCAGCGCCCUGCUGGUGGACUGUGCCAAGACCUGCACGGCCGCCCCUGCCACCAGGCCGGGCGCCCAGCCCAAGGCCCUGCCCGGCCCCGAGCCCUUCUCCUCGGCCGCGGCGUGCGAGGCGCCGGCGGAGCGGGGUCCCGGCGAGCCGCAGGGCGAGCCCGUGCGCGUGCUGGACAUGGUGGCCAGGCUGGAGUCCGAGUGCCUGCGGCGGCAGAGCGAGCGCGAGGCCGGGAGCCUCUCCCGCAACAACAGCUUCCGCAGGAACGUGGGCAGGGUGCUCCUGGCCAGCGGCACCCAGCCCGAGGGAGAGGUGGGGAAGGGGGUCCCGGCUCAGGGGGACGGCCUGGGGGAGGCAGGGGUGGCCGAGGCUGGGUAUGGAGGUCGCUGUGGCCCUCUGGGUGACACCGAGCUGUGGGAUGGCGGCGCCUCUGCCCAGCAGCCGUUUCCUUCGGGGCUGGAUAGCCGGGUGGGGAAUGUGAGUUCGGGACUUGCCCACGCGGUGUUGGCCAUGACAGCUGGCAGGAAUGACGCUGAAACACGGAUGGAGCCCCCCAGGGCUCUGCUGUCCCUGUGUCCCCCUGCUGCCAGGCUGCCACCGGAUCCCUUGCAGAGCAAGAACGCGACUGUUGAUUGUACGUCGAAAGAGCCUGUAAUUUUCCCAAAGCAUCCUGCUAGGAAGGAGCCCUUGUGCAUCAGUAUAUCAGUCACCAAGACAGAGGAAGGGUGCAGGAAGGAGAAGCUCUCCAGUUCUGGUGAGGAUUCACUCCCAGGGAGGCUGUUUUUCCUCCAGCGUGAGCAGCCUGCUGCUCACGAGCUGCAGCCACGGCGGGAGGGUCCCCAGGAGAAGCCGGGGGAAGUGGCCCAAAACGAGGAUGAAGAUGCUCUGGCAUCUGGUAGAUCGUGUGUCAGAAGCAGUGUCCCUACAGAGCCAUCGGCCCCUUCUGUCCCUCCCACAGAAGGGGCUUUGCAAGUACUUGAUCCUUCCUGCCUAAAGCGGCAGGUUUCACAUGACUUUCUGGAGACCAGGUUUAAAAUCCAGCAGCUUUUGGAGCCUCAGCAGUACAUGGCCUUCUUGCCUCACCACAUCAUCGUGAAGAUCUUCGGGUUGCUUCCCACCAGGAGCCUGGUUGCCCUAAAAUGCACUUGCUACUACUUCAAGUUCAUCAUUGAGUAUUACAACAUCAGGCCGGCCGACUCGCGCUGGGUGCGCGACCCUCGCUACCGGGAAGACCCUUGCAAGCAGUGCAAGAAGAAAUACGUGAAGGGGGACGUGUCCCUGUGCCGGUGGCACCCCAAGCCCUACUGCCAGGCUCUGCCCUACGGGCCUGGCUACUGGAUGUGCUGCCACCGCUCCCAGAAGGGCAUCCCGGGCUGUAAGCUGGGUCUCCAUGACAAUCACUGGGUCCCCGCCUGCCACAGCUUUAACCGCGCCAUCCAUAAGAAAACCCGAGGAGCGGGAGCAGAGGUGGAAGAGGAAUAUUAGUGCACAAACACUUUCCUGCAAGAUUGUUUGGGAGAGGAGGAGGAGGAGGAGAUUCUCAUGCCUUGUGCUGUUUACAGUGUAUAUAAUUGUCGUGAUUUUUUUUUUUUCCCCCCACAGGGCUAUGAAACUGCACAUACUCAAACACAAGAGCCUUUACCUUUUAGAUUAAAAGAGAGCUUUUAGUCCAUCUCUGUAAAUAACACUAUAAAAACUAAUUGUACAUACAGAGUCUACAGCUGGCUGAACAAGGUAACCCCUACAAUGCAGCUAUCCCAGUGUUGCGGCUAUAGGUGUGUGUGUUUUUAAGUGUCAUGUUUCAAAAUCUGUAUAUCCUGUAUAAUAUAUGAAUGUUUCUGAGAAGAAACUCUAAAUAGGUAAAGGUCAACUUGUUUAAAGAAGCUGCAGACAACUUAACUGGACAACCUGAAGCUUAGACUAUAGAACAGAUCCAUUAUAGUAGCGUGGCAGUGGAUUAAAAAAAGAAAGAGAGGAAUAUUAUUGUAUAGUCAAAAUAUAAAAAAAGUUCUUGUCUACCUUACCCAUGUUGUCUGGUUGGGUUUUUUGGUUUUUUUGGUUUUUUUUUUUUUUUUUACAUAAAUAAAAUGUGCAUUCUAGAUCUGCCUUACCAGACUUUCUCUUGUAAGACUUUUGCCCCACAAUAAAAAUGCUGUAAAACACGUGGCAGAAACUUGGUGCUGUGCUGUAGUUCAGACGUGCAAUGUGCUUUCUCUAGGAAACCUCUCCUCCUACUAACAAAGGAACAAAACCCCCCCAGAUCUCUAGUACUUGGAGAACUCCCUGCUGUAACAAUCACAGAUUCCAGCUUUUCCUUUCCUUCCUGCCAGCCCUGCGUGCAGCAGAGGCUCCUUUCAUUGGGAAUUCUGGUGCUAGGUGCACUUUCUGCUCCCCCUGCUCCUUGGCUGUUGUCUGGGCACCUGCCCUGUUCCCUGGAUGCUCGAGGACGGAAUGUGGGUCCAGCAGGAUGAGUGUGGAGUUGCCUUGGCUCUGUGAUGUGCUGGAAACUUUGCUACCUUCUCUGUAUGGGAUUUAUUCCUUGUAGAAGACUCCUUGCAGUCCGUUCCUGCUCUGCUGCAGCCCUGGCCUCUCCCAGUGCCGCGGGUCAGCGCUCUGCUCUCCGGGGAAGCUGCGGAGGUUCGUGUCGGAUGAACGGCGAUUCCUCACGCUCAGAACGGGAGCAGAGCAUGGCAUCCGUGGCAGAAUUUCCCUGGAUCCUUUCCUGUCCUGCAGUGCUGUGAGCCAGACCUCAGCCUCCUGUUCCAGCCCUCGCAGGGUGGAUGGUUUGGAAGCCUGGGAAUGGACCCCGGCCAGCGCAGCAGCCGGGGGAGCAGCAGCCGCGUUCCAGGGAGCGCAGCAGAGCGUGGCAGCCGUGCCUUUGCCCUGGCCACGUCCCUCCUCUCCCCAACUUGGUGCUGUUGCUGUUCCUCUGCCCCUUCUCAGGGCACAGAUGGACUCCUGGCUCUCACCAUUCCAAAUAUCUGUCCUGGUGCAAGAAGAGCUGGUGCCACCUUCCCUUGGGGCUCACCUCUGUCCUGCAGACCCCACGGAGCUGCUGGAAAGGGCAGGGAUGGGGUGGCCCUGCACCUGCCUCGUCCUUUGGUGAUUCAUUCUUUAUCCUUUGGUGCUGGAUCAAGGUGUGGAGAACUGCUGGCUGUGGGGGCCAGGCUGAGCCACCCACCUCCAGCUGCCCUGGGCUCACAGGGAGUGACUCGCCUGCUUUCGGAGCACAAGGAGGACAAAAGGGUUUGAAGGCUUUUGUUCUUUCCUUUAACAGUGGGAGAAGGAAAAUCAAGCCCUGACAGCCUGAAAUGUGGGUUUGGUGAGCUCAGGCUUUUCAGGGAAGUUUAAAGGAUGUGCUGGUUUUAUAUUUUGCCUUCACCUGCUCCUGCCACCCACCGGGUGUCAUCCGCCUCCCCCCCGGAGCUGCUCAGCCUCCCUGCACUGCAGACAUGAUGACAACCAGGAGGAAUGAAAUUAGGAAUCUAAAAGAAGGGUGUGGCAGCCUUGUAACCGGCUGGGAAGAGGGAGAGGAAGAGCAGGAUCCCUCCUCAACCCCUGACUUCAUCCCCUAACGGGGCUCAGGCUUCACCCAAACUUCCAUCUGCUCCCUCAGCUGCACCUGGACCAGCAGCACAACAACCUCCAGGCUGUUGUUUUGCCAAAGCCAUGGGCAUCAAAAGCCUCCAGCUUAAUUCUGAUGAGGGGAAAAGGGAAAGAAGCUGCUUUCCUGCUCCCCCACCCAAGACUCUGGAAAACUUGAGGCUGACAGCAGCGAGGAAAGUCCCUGCGAGGCUGGAAUGGAGUGGCAGAGGAAAGUAUUUUGUAAUUAGAUAAGGGGCCAGUGAGGUCAUUUUAUUUGGAACAGGGUGUGAGAUUUUGGUCACCUUUGUUGAACAAGGGGAAAAAUGAGGAUAAAAUAAUAUCAUGAGGCUAUUUUGUUCUUGGAGCAGGUAAAGCCAGAGGACAACUUGCUGUCUCCCCUGCCCCAUCCCUGCCCUCCCCCCAGGCUGGCUGGGGAGCGUGGGCUGGUUUAUACAUCAUUUAUUACAUUGUCUGCUGGAACUGUCCCUCCUGCACAGCAUUGCUGUUAAAAAUUGUUCCACAGAGCAAGCUCUCCAUCCAGAAGUGGGUUGGUUCUGAGUGUGAGCUCAGCCAUGCUGAGCUGCCUGCAGGCUUUUUUUUUUUUUUUCUGUAACUUUGUAAAAUGCAGAUUUCUGUUUCCUUAAGGGAUGGUUCAGGGAGAAGCCAAGGUCUGAUGAAUGUUGGGUUUUUUUCCUAAGAAGCAAUUAAAAAAAAUAAAAAUACAGUGUUGGAUUUACAAA